UCUCUCUCUAUAUAUAGGUCUUAUGUCUGGCAAUCUUAUUGCACUUCACAUCCUACCAAGCCAAACUUUGCAUCGUACUUCUCAUCACUUCACUCUUUCAUUAAGGCUUCUCCUUUUAGUUUCCUCUUUAGCUUGCAGAUGGCCACUCCUGAGGCUGCAGGAGCUCCAACUGACUUGCCGGAGAAAGAACCAACUGAAGUUAUCAAACCUGAAGGAACACCCGAACCGGUUCUUGUAGAAGAACUGGACACAGAGGAAGCUGAGGAGAGCUUGUUCGAUGAUAACUAUGAAGAGCAACCCAGAUUCUUUCCCAAGGAGACUGAAGAAGGGGCUUCAGAAGAGCUGCAUGAGGAAGAGAAGCUAUUUGGAUUGGCAGAGGAUGAGGAAGAAGAAGAAAUUGCGAGUGACGAGAACGAGGAAUCAAUUUAUCAGGAUGAGAUUUUAGACGCGAACUGGGCUGUCAAACAGACUCCAUGAGGAUUUGCUUAUCUAUGCUCUGCUUAUUUACUUUGUAUAACUGCAAGGUAUGGUUUGUGGUAAGUGUAACUUGUUAAACUUCUGUGACAUUGAUUGGAUCAAUGCAAGAAAUUUCUUUCGCGUGGGAUAUAGUUCUCGUUAAGAGGCCUAAAUAAAAUCAUAAAAUUAUCAUCAUUAAACUA
Molecule: messenger RNA, 659 nt
Organism: Punica granatum (pomegranate)
Lineage: Eukaryota; Viridiplantae; Streptophyta; Magnoliopsida; Myrtales; Lythraceae
Source: RefSeq, a predicted model, not a curated record